AUGUCUGGGAUCAGUCCGCUGCCCCAGUACCCUCACAUCGUCCUCGCCCUCAGUCUCCUGGGCGAGCCCGACCGCUAUCACUGGUUCCUCUUCGUCCCCGACGCCGCCAGCAACAGCGGCCAAGGGACCAAGAUCCACGUUACAGACCUCCCACUCGCCACCGACCCUUCCGACGCCUGGCGUUUCGUAGCUGAACCCAAUAACAUAAAUGCCUCACCCUCUUCCGUGUGCGCAGCCGCGAUAGUCGGCAGAGUACCAGAGGGCAAGUCCGUUGUGGAUAUUGUUCAGAUCGCCCAGGCCGUCCCCUUGAACGAGGUCCCUUCCGCCGACGUGGGCAAGGAGCCCAAGUUUACAUGCCGGGUGUGGAUCAAGGAGGUUAUCAAGCAUCUGCAUGCCUCCCACUUCCUGAGGUGCCCCGACGUCGACGCUUUGGAGCAGGAGAUGCGGGGCUAUGCCAGCGUUGCCGUGGCAUCCAUAGAGAACGAUACCUUCGACAAAGCCUGCCUCGUCGCCGCUACGACUUGUGGCGGAGAGGACCCCCGUGGCAAUAUACCACGACACAUCCACCCCGAUGGAACCAUCAUCAUUUGA
Gloeophyllum trabeum ATCC 11539 is the source of this 591-nucleotide messenger RNA. RefSeq lists its product as uncharacterized. The record is from RefSeq and is a predicted model, not a curated record. NCBI's taxonomy places the organism in Eukaryota, Fungi, Basidiomycota, Agaricomycetes, Gloeophyllales, Gloeophyllaceae. The coding region runs from base 1 to 591 and encodes 196 amino acids. The transcript has a single exon.